UUCAAGUCAUAAUCUAUAUGGGAUUUCCAAAGUUAUUAAUAGAGGGUAAGCUGGAAGAAUUACAGACGAAUAUGCAAAAAAAACUGAAUUGUGUGAACCGAAAACUUAACAUUGCUAUUACAAGAAUUGCAAAUGCUUAUAAACAUCCUAAUAUUCUUGCAGAAUUUAUAGCCGGACAAUUAAAAAAUAGAGUUUCGUUUCGUAAAGCAAUGAAAAAAGCUAUUGAAUUAACUGAACAAGCAGGUACAAAAGGAGUGCAAGUACAAAUUGCGGGACGUAUCGAUGGAAAAGAAAUUGCACGUAUCGAAUGGAUCAGAGAAGGUAGGGUUCCUCUACAAACCAUUCGAGCUAAAAUUGAUUAUUGUUCCUAUACAGUUCGAACUAUUUAUGGGGCACUUGAGCCCGCUUGGAUCACGUCUAGACAAAUAGAAGCGGGACGGCGAGCAAUGUCACGAAAUGUCCGACGAGGUGGACAAAUAUGGGUACGCAUAUUUCCAGACAAACCAGUUACAGUAAGACCCACCGAAACGCGUAUGGGUUCGGGAAAAGGAUCUCCCGAAUAUUGGGUAUCUGUCGUUAAACCUGGGAAAAUACUUUAUGAGAUGGCUGAUAACAGCGGAGCCCGCGAAUUGAUGUGUAUUCGAAUCCUAGGAGCUAGUAAUCGACGAUAUGCUUAUAUUGGUGACAUUGUUGUUGCUGUAAUCAAGGAAGCAGUACCAAAUAUGACCUUAGAAAGAUCAGAAGUGAUCAGAGCUGUAAUUGUACGUACUUGUAAAGAACUCAAACGUAGCAACGGUAUACUAAUUCAGUAUGAUGAUAAUGCUGCAGUUGUCAUUGAUCAAGAAGGAAAUCCAAAAGGAACUCGAAUCUUUUGUGCAAUCGCACGGGAAUUGAGACAGUUAAAUUUCACUAAAAUAGUUUCAUUAGCACCCGAGGUAUUAUAAAAUUAUAAGGCAAAACCGUGAUAUGGAUAUAUUUGUUUUGUAAUGAAAAUGGAUUAAUUAAUAUAUUAUAUCUCACACAUAUCCCUUUUGUAGUAAUUAUUCUAAGUAUUAGAAAUAACAAUUAUUAUCUAUUUCAUAUUAAUAUUGGAUGAUCUAAAUGAAAUAUAUUGGAUGAUCUAAAUGAAAUAAUGAAAAAAAAAUAGAAAAACGAGCAUGUUGAUUAUAUUGAAAAUAAGGAGCAACAAUCAUUUUCGUUUAUCAUGAGUAAGGACACCAUCGCUGACAUAAUAACCUAUAUACGAAAUGCUGAUAUGAAUAGAAAAAAAAUGGUUCAAAUACCAUUUACUAACAUCACCGAAAACACUGUGAAAAUACUUUUACGAGAGGGUUUUGUUGAAAACGUCAGAAAACAUAGGGAAAGCGACAAAUAUUAUUUAGUUUUAACUCUACGGUAUAGAAUAAAUAAGAAAGGAUCAUAUAAAAGUUUUUUAAAUUUAAAACGGAUCAGUACACCUGGUCUGCGAAUAUAUUCUAAUUAUCAACGAAUCCCUAAAAUUUUAGGAGGCAUGGGGAUUGUAAUUCUUUCAACUUCUAGGGGUAUAAUGACAGAUCGAGAGGCUCGAUUAGAAAAAAUAGGCGGAGAAAUUUUAUGUUAUAUAUGGUAAUCUUUCUGAAAUACGAAUUAGAUGAGAAAUUUCUAUCCAUUUUUGUCAAAAAGAGAGAGAGAAAACACAGAUUUAGAAUAUCACCCACCCCUCAUAUACUAGUGAAUGUGCGAAGGGGGUUUAACUGAAACUGGAAUUGGAAAAAAAAAAAGAAAAAAUAAAAAGGAUUCAAGAGGAUUUAAUUCCUGAAUGAAUAAAUUCCCAGGGGUAUGUUUCAGAUUCCUUUAUAUAAUCAAAAUUGAAUUAUAAGCUAUGUUUUUCAAAAGAUUCGACGUACUUUUUAUAUGUUUAUAUGUAUACGCCCGUAGAAAAAAAAAAAGAAGCAUAAAAAAUUCAAUUUAAUUAGACUGUUUUUUAAUUUCAACAAUCUUUUUUUUUGGGGGGGGGGUACAAGUUCAAAAUGUAAGGAAACCUUAUUUUCUUCCAAUAAAUAGAUUUGGUAUUAACUUAUUAAGGAAUUACAAAUAUGAAAAUAGGGGCCUCCGUCCGUAAAAUUUGUGAAAAAUGUCGAUUAAUUCGCAGGCGAGGGCGAAUUCUAGUAAUUUGUUCCAAUCCAAAACAUAAACAAAGACAAGGAUAAUAUUUCCACAAA
Molecule: messenger RNA, 2201 nt
Organism: Abrus precatorius (Indian licorice)
Lineage: Eukaryota; Viridiplantae; Streptophyta; Magnoliopsida; Fabales; Fabaceae
Product: 30S ribosomal protein S3-like
Exons: 3
Coding region: 18-944 (308 amino acids)
Biological process (GO): translation
Cellular component (GO): ribosome; cytosolic large ribosomal subunit
Molecular function (GO): large ribosomal subunit rRNA binding; structural constituent of ribosome
Source: RefSeq, a predicted model, not a curated record